AUGAAUUCUACGUUGCUUUUCUCGUCGCUUGAGCUCCUGCGCGGAUGGGACGUCUCCCAGCACGUGCCUGGGUUGAGCAUCAACUACAUUGAAUUUUCUCCAAGCUCUUUCCUUGCACUUGGGACAGUGGCUGCAGUCCUCAUCCAUUGGGUCGUCAGUUGCUUCCGAGCCUCUCCCAAGUUAUCUCAGCUACCCGGACCUUGGUAUGCACCCUUUACCACGCUCCAUUUGAAAUGGGGUUUCGCAAGAGGCACCAUUUGGAAGGACGUGGAGAGGGGUCAUCGCAAGUAUGGUGAUGUUAUGCGCCUCGGACCUCGUCAAAUCUGGGUAGCGAGCAAAGAUGGCGUCCAGAAGAUCCUCCACACGAUCGACUUACCCAAGGUCACCAUGUACGCCGAGAUCUCCCGAGAUCGCAACUCUCCUGGGCUCUUCGGGGAAAUCCGCGCCGGGCCACAUUCCAAACUGAAGCGCUUCCUUGGACCUGCGUUCACCGUCACGUCGGUCGACAAACUGGAUUUCUUCUUCAAAGCUUGCACUACCACGCUCCUAGAGUGCUAUUACCGAGAGCUUGACAGGCAGAAUACCGGAUUCAUCGAGACCGACUUCAUGCGGGACCUUCACUGUCUUGCUCUUGACAUUAUGGGACGAAGCGCAUUCGACAAGGGAUUCGGCCAGAUCGAAAACAUCUUCGAUCCGUCCAGAAUUGUCUCCAAGAGGGACCAGGCUUGGUCAAGGAUUCCCAAUGCCAUUUUCGAUGGUCAGGUCAACCGAUACCGAUUUGUUUUCUUCAAGCGCGCGCUUCGCCGCAUGGGCAUCAACAUCGAGUUUGACUGGCCGAAAGCGAUGACAUCGGUAAUACCGUCUGCUCACCAUUGUCGUGGCACACAGGCUGACCACACAUCGCAGGCAAUCUCAGAGCUCAUCGACAUGCGAGCCGGGCAAUCUGGGACCAACCGCAUUGAUGUCCUGCAGCAUAUGCUCGACAACGGCCAAAGACCUGACACUGGAGCGUGGAUGACGAACCAAGACAUCAUCGAUCAAAUGUCGGAGAUCCUGCUGGCAGGAUCCGAGACCACCUCCGGCACUGUCGCUUGCCUUUUCCUCGAGCUCGCUCGCAACCCGAGGGUCCGCGCGAAGCUCUUGGCAUCAUUGCCAGCGCUGGGCCGUCAUGACGCUAUCCUUGAUAGCAAAACGGUGCGCGAGGGCCAGGUCUUCAAGUAUCUCGAAGCUUGCAUUAAGGAAAACCUGCGCCUCCACCCGAUUGCAUCCGAGAUGGGUCGACGGACCAUUGAGCAGGGCGUCACUCUCGACGGGCACGAGAUUCCUCCUUACACCGUCGUCUCAGCUUCUUAUAGGCAGCUCCACACGGAUGAGCGAUACUGGCCCCAGGCUCAGAUGUUCUGGCCCGAAAGGUGGCUGGAUGAAGACGAACGCGAAGGCGCGCCGGCCCCCGAUCUGGACGCGUACUACCCCUUCUCCACUGGUAAACACUCUUGCAUCGGCCAGAACUUCGCCUACGCCGAAAUUCGCACCGUCGCCGCGAACAUUUUGUCUAGAUUCGACAUUGAAGAACCGAAGUACAAGCACAUCGAGUUCCGCCAAUUCAUUACGAUGCAGUUCCACGACGGGUCUUGGAACGUCGUCCUAACGCCCCGCAAGGUUUGACGCACGCGGCGCGAAGCGCCAAGUCAAAUUUCAAAUCCUAAAUGCUCCCGCAUUGUCGAGCACAUUGCCAUGCACGUGCCAUGGCUCACUGAGUCGGGAUCAGAUGUUGCUUCUCCGAAAUACGAUGCACCUUUCUGUAGCGGGCCAAUACUUUGAUUGUCAAACACAACACGAUGGAAUUGAGCCGUCGUGUUAAUCUGUUUCAUCCCACGAUCCUAUGGUCCGGCAUAGCAGAAUCUGUGAAGAGCCCCCAUCUGUUAUUUCUGUUCGAUAUCAGCCUGAACAGUCAGGCCGCUAGGGACAGAUCGAGGUACAGCAGCUGCAACCAACCUAUCUGGACCAAGCGCGCCUCUCCCGAUUACAGGCGGUUUUACCGAUGUGCUCCUUGAUGGCUUCCAAUCGCCGUCUCUGCAAUUGUCAUAGU
This is a messenger RNA of Dissoconium aciculare CBS 342.82, 2089 nucleotides long. Its product is annotated as cytochrome P450. Lineage: Eukaryota; Fungi; Ascomycota; Dothideomycetes; Mycosphaerellales; Dissoconiaceae. Gene Ontology annotation, molecular function: monooxygenase activity; oxidoreductase activity, acting on paired donors, with incorporation or reduction of molecular oxygen; heme binding. The record is from RefSeq and is a predicted model, not a curated record. The transcript has 7 exons. Bases 1 to 1665 code for a protein of 554 amino acids.